AAGAACUUCCAGGUCGUGUGGAACAGAGAUGCUGACACCACAUUACAGGGUCCCCAGUCUCCUGGUUAUCCUGCUGGGCCCCAUCCUGAUGGCUGCCAGCCGGGCCGCUAUGGACAGCCAAGCCCUGUAUGAGAUUGAGAAAGAGCCGGCAUAUUGGGAUGCACAAGCGAGGGUGACGCUGGAUGCUGCGCUCAGACUACGUCCUCGGGAGCACCAGGCCAAGAACAUCAUCCUGUUCCUCGGUGACGGAAUGGGCGUGUCCACAGUGUCAGCAGCUCGAAUCCUGCGAGGUCAGAUGGAUGGUGGAUCUGGAGAAGAGACGAUACUAGCCAUGGACACCUUUCCAUACGUGGCCCUCUCUAAGACCUACAGUGUGGACAAGCAGGUAGCAGACAGUGCCAGCACUGCUACAGCCUACCACUGCGGUGUGAAGGCCAAUGCAAAGACAGUAGGACUCAGCGCUAAAGCGGUGGCCUACGAGUGUAACACCACCUUUGGUAAUGAGGUCUACUCAGUUCUGCGGCGCGCUAAAGCACAAGGUAAAUCAGUAGGAAUAGUGACCACCACCCGUGUCCAGCAUGCUUCCCCAGCAGCCGCCUACGCCCACUCUGUCAGCCGCAGCUGGUAUAGUGAUGCAGAUCUUCCUUCCAGUGCUCGCGAACAUGGUUGCGUCGACAUUGCCACCCAGCUAGUCACCAAUGUUGACAUUGAUGUGAUUCUUGGUGGAGGCAGGAUGUACAUGACUCCAAAAGGCACCCCAGACCCAGAGUACCCUACCUCCAACUCCCGCAAGGGGGACCGCAAAGACAAGAGGAACCUCAUUGAUGUGUGGCUGAAGGCUAAACCAAAAUCACGCUAUGUUUGGCACAGAAGGGAGUUUGAUGAGAUAAAUGUUAAAAAUACUGACCGUCUCAUGGGUCUGUUUGAGCCCAAAGACAUGAGAUUUGAGGUUUUCCGGAAUAGCACGCGUGAUCCAUCCAUUGUGGAGAUGACAGAAAAGGCUAUUCAAAUACUGAAGAAAAAUCCAAAAGGAUAUUUCCUGUUUGUGGAAGGAGGGAGAAUCGAUCACGGUCACCACGAUGGCAUUGCCAAACUGGCACUGACGGAAGCUGUGAUGUUUGAUCGUGCCAUUCAUCGUGCUGCACAGCUCACCAGAGAAUCAGACACGCUGACUGUGGUCACUGCUGACCACUCUCAUGUCUUCACCUUUGGUGGCAACACGGCUCGAGGAAACCCCAUCUUUGGAUUAGCCCCAAAGAAAGCUGACGACCAAAUGCCUUUCACUAGCAUCCUGUAUGCCAAUGGCCCGGGUUACGUCCAUAUAAAUGGAACUAGAGAGAACAUCACUUUGGUGGAUUACUAUGAUGAGGAGUACAUGCAGCAGGCUGCUGUGCCACUGGAUGCUGAGACACAUGGUGGGGAGGAUGUGGCCAUCUAUGCCAAAGGACCAAUGGCUCACCUGUUCCACGGUGUAAAGGAGCAGAAUUAUGUGGCACAUGUCAUGGCCUACGCUGCCUGUUUGGAGCCUUACACAAACUGUCCUCCUCACACUCACCGUCACACUCAUUCCUCCUCUGGCUCUGUGAACACACCUUCCAGCCUCUUGUUUUUCCUUUUCUGUGUUCUCUUGUUGUUCAGAUGACCCCACCCAAUCUGGCACACGUGUUACUUUGUAUAAAUGUAGCAAUAUGCACUAAACACUCGCAGGGUACGCAUGUGCACUGUAUGCGCACAGGCUGUCAACUUAGAACCCAGGGAUAAAAGUACUGUAUUUCUUAAGAGAAAAAAAGAUUCUCUGUACGUCCAUAUUUACAUGCACAGUUAACCUAACAUGCAUGCAAACGUAGGCUUAACUUGCAUGUGCUA
This is a messenger RNA of Pelmatolapia mariae (spotted tilapia), 1866 nucleotides long. RefSeq names its product alkaline phosphatase, intestinal, tandem duplicate 1 (gene alpi.1). Lineage: Eukaryota; Metazoa; Chordata; Actinopteri; Cichliformes; Cichlidae. The transcript is spliced from 12 exons. The record is from RefSeq and is a predicted model, not a curated record. Bases 29 to 1642 code for a protein of 537 amino acids. Gene Ontology annotation, molecular function: alkaline phosphatase activity. Gene Ontology annotation, cellular component: plasma membrane. Gene Ontology annotation, biological process: dephosphorylation.